This is a messenger RNA of Spirometra erinaceieuropaei, 510 nucleotides long. The record is from the annotation of a GenBank genome assembly. Lineage: Eukaryota; Metazoa; Platyhelminthes; Cestoda; Diphyllobothriidea; Diphyllobothriidae.
AUGCGCUCGCUUUCCCCGGUCCCACCUCAAACUCCAACGACCGAGUCUUAUGUCGAAAAAGGCUUGGACAAUUGCACUCCUAAGUUCGUCCGGUGUGACAGUGUGCGCCAGACGCUGGAAUCACCGUACGAAGGACCGUACUGUGUGCUCGUACAUAACACCAAGACCUGCCGGAUCCUUCGCGGUGAUAAGGAGGACGUGGACAGUGUCAAUCGGGUUAGGGCUGCUGCCGCAGAGAAGCCGCCAGACCUGCCACGAAAACAAAAACUUGCUGACCCCCCCAACCCCUGUUCCUCCACCUCCAAUAUCCCCUGCUUCCUCGCCUUCCCUACACCAUUCUCCUUCCCCUCCCUUGCCCUCCAUCCCACCGUCCCGCAUACUUCCUUUCCCUGUCUGUCCACAGCAUCCAACUACAAUCUCAUUCUCCUCCGCCGUAGCACUUGCUCGAGCUUCAUCAACUGUAACCCCUGCUUAUAUCAUUUUCAGUGGCCGUCACGUUCAUUUCCCUGA